Dicentrarchus labrax (European seabass) is the source of this 3015-nucleotide messenger RNA. Its product is annotated as cylicin-2. Lineage: Eukaryota; Metazoa; Chordata; Actinopteri; Moronidae. The record is from RefSeq and is a predicted model, not a curated record. Bases 123 to 2627 code for a protein of 834 amino acids. The transcript is spliced from 25 exons.
GGAAGUCUCACACACACCUCCUGUUUCCCUUCUAAUAAAACUCUGUCCCGGGCAUUAAAGUGCACAGGUGGGAGUGCAAGAGGAGUCGUGGGUACCUGGUCAAAGGAGAAGUCUGGACCUAAAUGGAGUCCACACUCCCCAAAGCUCCAGGUGGAGCAAGUGCUGCAGGUGCACAGCAGCCAGCGGUGGCCCCUCCUGGUGGUUUUCAGCCCAUUGCAGAGGUAGCAGAGCCUGUAGACCUGGGAAAGGUAGAGGGAGACAAGAGUCAACCUGGACACCCUGCGGGAGAUGGACAGGACCUGUACUCAUUUGACAGCUCGCUAUCCUCCUCAGACAGCGAGGAUGAGGGUAUCGGCAAAAAAGACAAGAAGAAGAAGAAGAAGAAGAAGCUGAAGAAGAAGAAAAAGAAGAAAGAUUCCAGCUCAUCCUCAUCCUCCUCCUCAUCGUCUUCCUCCUCCUCCUCUUCCUCCUCCUCCUCAUCUUCCUCCAGUAGCUCCUCAGACAGUGACAGUGAGGAUGACAAGAAGAAGAAGAAGAAGAAAAAGGAGAAGAAGAAAAAGGAUGACAAGAAAGAGUAUGUUUGGGACAAUGUGAUCAUAUCUCAAGCUGGUCCUGAUGGCCAAAUGGAAGUGCAGUCUGUAAAGGGUCUGAAGAUGAGCCCGGAUCUCAACUCCUCCGAUGACGAAGAUGGCAAACAUAAAGAGAAAAAGAAGAAGAAGAAGAAGGACAAGAAGAAAAAGAAGAAGAAGGACAAGAAGAAGAAAAAGAAGAAGAAGGAGUCAUCCUCUUCCUCAUCUGACAGUUCAUCCUCUGACAGUGAGGAUGAAAAGAAGAAGAAGAAAAAGAAGAAGAAGAAGAAGAAGAAGAAGAAGAAGAAGAAGAAGAAGAAGGACUCUAGCUCCUCUUGCUCAGAUAGCUCCUCCUCUUCAUCAUCCUCUUCUGACAGUGAGGAUGACAAGAAGAAAAAGAAAAAGAAGAAGAAGGACAAGAAGAAGAAGAAAAAGAAGGACAAGAAAAAGGAUUCCAGCUCUUCAUCUUCCUCCUCAUCCUCUUCUUCUGACAGUGAUAAAGAUAAGAAGAAAAAGAAGAAGAAGAAGGAGGAGAAGAAAAAGGAUGAAGAGCAGAAUGAGCUCAGCAGUGCUACUGCUCUUUCAGCAGCUGGUGGUGAGAUCGCAGGAACAAGUGCUGAUGGAGAUAAAAAGAAAGCUGAAGAUGCUGAAAAGGCCAAGAAAGAGCUUAAAGCAACAGAAGAGGGCAAACUCUCCUCUCUGUUGGCUGCAGGGGGAGCACAGGCAUUCCCUGAUGGCACUGAGGAAGGCCACCUGAGUGAUGAUGAGGGAGAAGGAGGGGAGGAGAAGGGGAAGCAGAAGAAGAAGAAGUUGAAGAAGAAGAAGAAGAAGGAGGAGGAGGAUUCUGGCUCAUCUUCAGACAGCGAUGAUGACAAAAAAGACAAGAAGAAAAAGAAGAAGAAGAAGGAAAAGGACUCCUCCAGCUCCUCCUCUUCUUCAUCUGAUAGCUCCUCCUCAGACAGCGAAGAUGACAAGAAGAAGAAGAAGAAGAAGAAGAAGGGGAAGAAGAAGGGGAAGAAGAAGAAGGAUAAGGAUUCCAGCUCUUCCUCCUCCUCUUCUUCCUCCUCUGAUAGUGAAGAUGACAAGAAGAAGAAGAAAAAGAAGAAGAAGAAGAAGAAGAAGAAGUCUGAUGAUAGCUCCUCUUCUUCCUCAUCCUCAUCCUCCUCUUCCUCUGAUAGUGAUGAUGACAAGAAAAAGAAAGACAAGAAAAAGAAGAAGAAGAAGGAUAAGAAGAAGAAGAAAAAGAAGGAUUCUUCUUCUUCUGACUCCUCCAGUGACUCUUCUAGUGAUGAUGAUAAGAAGAAAAAGAAGAAGAAGAAGAAGAAGGAUAAGAAGAAGAAGAAAAAGAAGGAUUCUUCUUCUUCUUCUUCUUCUGACUCCUCCAGUGAUUCUUCUAGUGAUGAUGAGAAGAAGAAAAAGAAGAAGAAGAAGGAUAAGAAGAAGAAAAAAAAGAAAGACAAGAAGAAGGACUCAGAUUCUUCUAGCAGUGAGGAUGACAAGAAGAAGAAGAAGAAAAAGAAGAAAGACAAGAAGAAGAAAAAGAAGAAGGAUAAAAAGCAGGACUCAAGCUCUAGUUCAUCGAGUUCAUCUGAUAGUUCCAAUUACAGUGACAAGGAAAAUAAAAAGGACAAGAAGGACAAGAAAAAGAAAAAGGGUUCGGGCUCAUCAGGAAGUGAAACUGAGAAGAAGAAAAAGAUUCAAAGCCCUGAUGGUGAACAAGGCGGCGAGCCAAAAAUGGAGAUCUCAGGCUCAGGUGGUGGCAAACUUUCAGCUCCCAGUGGCAGCAGCUCUAAGCCAGGUGGUGCUCCUGUCGUCUCCCUCGCGCCGCUCCCCUCAAAGCCAGUCGUGAAUCUGGAUCCCCUGAGUCCUUCAGCUGUCUCCAAGCCCUCUGUCUCCAGCUCCUUGCUGAGUUUUGGAGAUAGGGCCCACAUUCGCAGACCUCCCAGCCCCAUGGAGUCCCUGAUGGGGAGCCCCAGGAGGUAUGGAGAGGGAGGAACCCGUUCCACUGGCCACCUCUCCUCUAGUGAUCUACUGAGAGGCCCAAGACCCUACCAAUGAUGAGAUGUCAUAGAUCAAAGUAGAGGUUACUGAUUUUUUUUUUUUUAAAGUGUGGUUUACUCGACACUGGAGGAAGUUGGAUGUGAUGAUGAGAUAUGCUCUCAUGAUGCUGCCAGUGCCCUAAUUUUAUGCACAAAAGAUUGAUGAGUCAUCAUGCUGGAUAAAAGCAGAUGUUUUUGGUGUGUUUUCUGGUGGAAUACAGAUGUUAUUGGGUAAAGAUGCAUUGUGACGUGAUGAAACUUUUCAAGUUGAGGAAGAUAAUUAUUCCCUGAAAAAUAAUGGAUUUUAAUUUGUAAGAAAUAGCCUCAUUUUGGCAGAAAUGUCAAUUGACAGUCACGUCAUAAUAAUUCCAAAUGCUUGCUUUGCAGAAUAAAACAAUAUGAUUUUA